This is a messenger RNA of Patella vulgata (common limpet), 14286 nucleotides long. RefSeq names its product serine-rich adhesin for platelets-like. Bases 148 to 12918 code for a protein of 4256 amino acids. The transcript is spliced from 5 exons. The record is from RefSeq and is a predicted model, not a curated record. Lineage: Eukaryota; Metazoa; Mollusca; Gastropoda; Patellidae.
ACUGAUAAUGAUGGUCAUAACAGUGGUCAUUUGUCAAGCAAGAAAAAUUCAACUUCAAAGAGCAAAUUACCAAACUCGGCUUCUUCAGAAACUACUUUGGGGGCUUAUAAGCAGAGAAGUCAAGACAAGUUAACAGUCAUACAAGGGAUGGUACCACAAUUAGAAUUAUUGUCAAAUAGUAAAACUCAGGAUGUAUCCCGCCAAAGGAAACAACAGCUUGGUGUAUAUUCCGCAGAGACCAAUUGUUUAGAUCAGGAAAAUCUCAGAAAUAAAUCAAAAUUCCGGAAAGGGACAGCCCCUGAUCUCAGUUCAGCGGGUAAAACACAUACCGGUACUGAUGAUAUUCGAAUGAUGGAAAAGCCUGAGUUGAGAAGAAGAUCUCCUGUUCCUGAAGAAAAAUCAUGUGUUACUGCAAGAAAAUCACUAACAAAGAAACCAGAUCAUCCAGAGUCGAUAGGAAAUUCUACAAACAAAACAAAUAUUGGUUCACAAAAGAGAUCACAAAAACAUUUAAAGCCAACCACAGGAGAGACAGACACCUCAGAUUCCUCUACAGAACCUAAGCCAACGUCUACUCCCAAAGAAAAGAUUAGAAUUAAAAUAAAGUCCUUGCCUAAUGAUAAAGGUAUUACUGGUGAUACAACUACAAGCUCAAAUUCAUUACCAACUACUCCAGUUAAAGUAAAAUUCAAAUCGGCCAAACCUAGAGGAAUGGUUCUUUCAGAAGAAAAUGUAUCACUAUCUGCAAACAGUGGAAGUUUGAACAAAUCAUCUGCAUCUUACUCAGAACACCAGUCAAAUUAUGGCGCCCCGGGAAAUGAAAAAGUAGAUGAAAAUGAACUAUCUAGGUCAAGCUCUUCAGUAAUAUCUGAGAAUGAACCCAUUUCAGAGUCAGAGAAUGGUCAAGCAGAAAGUUCUUCUGGAACUACUACCAAAGAUUCUGAAAUUGAUUCUGUUUCAGAAAGUGAUGCACAAAAAUCUGAGGAAGUUGGUCCAUUAGGUAUACAGGAAGCUGCAAAUGACAGUGUCAUUGUGUUGGUUCCUGGAGAAAAAAGAACUCAGAUUCUUGGACACACCAGUCAUCAACCAUCAAAGAAAAGCAAAUCUGAAAAACCUUAUAGUAAAGAUAACAUUGAGUUCAACGAUAUUUCUCACACACUUGCUGGUUUGCCUACAAUAAAUACUACUAUGACAGGUUCUCCACGGGCUGAAUCCUUCAAAAGUGAAGAGAAAUAUUCUGAUAUGGAAUUCCAAGAUGUGUCUGGAAAUUCUGUUGUUUUAAAAUUAAAUGAGGAACCUCCAUUAUACUGGAAUGAAACACAAACCUCUUUGAUAGACAAUACAAAUAGUUCAUCAAAUAAAGACAAGACCAACACAGAUCCUCCCAAAAAUGCAAAUAUUUUAAGUUUAGGUGAAUAUAAUUUUGACAAUGAUGACAAUUUGAGAAAAUCGGACAAAUCAUUGCACGGAGAUAGUUCAUCAAAUAAAGACAAGACCAACACAGACCCUCCAAAAAAUGCAAAUAUUUUAAGUUCAGGUGAAUAUAAUUUUGACAAUGAUGACAAUUUGAAAAAAUCGGACAAAUCAUUGCACGGAGAAGACACUCCCUUGAACACAAGUUUAAAAAACAUGACAUAUGUCCAAAAAACGUCUCAAGACAGUUCAUUAACCGGCACCCAAAGCAAAGACCUAUAUCAGGGAACAAGCAUACCAGAAGUUAGUGACCAAAGUACAAAGAGCUUAGUACCUGGUAACCCACUACAGAAACCUCAACAACCCACUAAUAGGUUUGAAUCUGAAACAUUGUCUUCACCCACUGAUGUAAAUGUAUUGAAUGAAGGUGAUUUUCAAACUACAAAGGUAGCAGCCCUGAAUCCUUUAAAGACGGGCAAAACUGACAUCCAAAACAUAAAUACUACUGUGCCUUUAUCAUGGAAUCAAACCCAAGGACAAUAUGUUGUAGAUGAUAAUUAUGAAGAGUUAAUCAGUUUGCCGAAUAAAUCAGAUGAACUAUCAAAAUUAGAUAGCCAAAUCUCUAACAAUAUUGAAUGUUUUAAACCUGAUAACCAAAUUCAAAAGCAGCAACCACUCACAGAAGAAAAUUUAUCAGGAUCCUUGCAUGAAUCAGAUCAUUUCAACAGAACUGGGUCUAAUGUCCAAAAUAUAUCUCAAGACAGUCCAAUAACUGGCGCACAAAGCAAAGACCUAUAUCAGGGAACAAGCAUACCAGAAGUUAGUGACCAAAGUACAAAGAGCUUAGUACCUGGUAACAAAGACCUAUAUCAGGGAACAAGCAUACCAGAAGUUAGUGACCAAAGUACAAAGAGCUUAGUACCUGGUAACCCACUACAGAAACCUCAACAACCCACUAAUAGGUUUGAAUCUGAAACAUUGUCUUCACCCACUGAUGUAAAUAUAUUGAAUGAAGGUGAUUUUCAAAUUACGAAGUUAGCAGCCCUGAAUCCUUUAAAGACGGGCAGAACUGACAUCCAAAACAUAAAUACUACUGUGCCUUUAUCAUGGAAUCAAACUCAAGGACAAUAUGUUGUAGAUGAUAAUUAUGAAAAGUUAAUCAGUUUGCCGAAUAAAUCAGAUGAACUAUCAAAAUUAGAUAACGAAAUCCCUAAUAAUAUUGAAUGUUUUAAACCUGAUAACCAAAUUCAAAAGCAGCAACCACUCACAGAAGAAAAUUUAUCAGGAUCCUUGCAUGAAUCAGAUCAUUUCAACAGAACUGGGUCUAAUGUCCAAAAAAUAUCUCAAGACAGUCCAAUAACUGGCGCACAAAGCAAAGACCAAUAUCAGGGAACAAGCAUAUCAGAAGUUAGUGAUCAAAGUGCAAACAGCCUAGUACCUGGUAACACACUACAGAAACCUCAACAACCCAUUGAAUCUGAAACAUUGUCUUCAUCCUCUGAUGUAAAUGCAUUGAAUGAAGGAGAUUUCCAGAGUUCAAAUACAUUACCAUUCAUGCAAGCUAUUAACUCUGACAGACAAUUAUGUCCUCCAAUCCAAUCUAUGCUUGCUUCUGAGGUAGCAGGCCAGAAUUUCUUAAAGACGGGCAAAACUGACAUCCAGAACAUAAAUACUACCGUGCCUUUAUCAUGGAAUCAAACUCAAGGACAUUACAUUGUAGAUGAUAAUCAAGAAGAAAUAAUCAGUUCACAGAAUAAAUCAGAUAAGCCAUCAAAAUUAGAUAGUCAAAUCCCUAAUACUACCAAUAGUUCUAAACUAGAUAACCAAACUCAAAAGCAACAAACACUCAGAGGAGAAAAUUCAUCAGGAUCUUUGAAUAAAUCAGAUCACUACAACAGAUCUGGGUCUAAUAUUCCUGAGACUAUUCAACACACCAAGCAAGCUGAAAAACUUAAGGUCCAGACAUUUUGUUGUGAAAUGUCAUCCAUAGAUAAGUCUGGUAUUGAAGAUGUAGCAACUACAUCAGAUUACCAUCAUAUUGACACAAGAGGCAGAGAGAUUCAGCAGAAUGAAUCUGAAAAUUCAGAAGAUUCUCGUGGUGUAGAAGAAGCAGACACUGAUUAUUCCGAUGAUUCUUUGAAUGGUGCACAUUUAGAAGGAAAUCAGCAACCAAAUAUUGAAAAUGAGACAGAAAGUAUCAACCAUACGGCUGGCAUGGAAAAUCUAAACAAACCACCAAUCAUUGCAACAACCUCAAAUACUCAGUAUCAGAAUCUUUUACCUGAAGAUUCUUUGAUGCAUCAAGAACCCCAGAGUCUGGUGGUCAAAGUGGACAGUGUCUCCAGUCAACUCUCCAAUGAUUCCACAGCAGACAUUCUUCAACAGAACUCAAAAGAUCAGAUAUUGUCAUCUAACCAAAGUGGUUCAAGCCGUCGUCAGAGGAAAAGAGCACAGCGCCACCAGAAAGAUGUAAAAUCUGACGAUACAGAUGAAUUUUCAGAUGACUCUCUUGCCUCAGGUUCGAAUUCCAAACCUUCCUCCAGACCAGGAUCUGGCAAACGGCGAAAACGAACCCGCAAUUCAACUGAAGGAGCUAACAGGAAAGGUGACGCCAGUACUGAUGAAUAUGCUCAUUCUGGAAAUAGCAGUUUUUCAGAUGAUUCAUUGACUUUUUCUGAAGAUAGACGUGGAUCACAUACAAUUGAUCUUCCAGAAACCAACCUAUCAUCGGCCGUCGAAAUAGCUCACAUAAAUGAAUCUCUUGAUCAACUGAAUUCAGCAUUACACAAGUUGCCAGGUUCAACAGAUCCAAUGGAUGAUAGCAUGACACAAACAGAAGGGGGAAGUAUCCAAAUGGGUAUGUCUCCUGUCAGUAUUUGGAGUUCAGGAGAUUCUGGAAUUCAGCCUUUAUCAGGAACUGAGAUGUCAUCAUGUGGUAUACAAACUGUGAUCAGUGAAGAAAAUUCAAUAAAAUCUCCAAAAAGACGUGCUUGGAACCUUUCGAUUUCGAAUCCAGAUGUUUGGAAAAACAAUCCUUUGACGCCCUUAACUCAAACAGAUGAAGUUAUUGAGCUGACAACCAAUGAUUCACCAAUAAUGGUUGAUUACUCAUCAGAAGGUCAAAGUACAAAUAAUGAAAUAAAAUUUCCAUCAUUGACAACCACAUCCAACAGCAAACUGGAAACAGUACAGCCAUCAGCUGUAGAAUAUGACCCAGAUGGAAAAAUUAAAUAUCUAGUGACGAUAAAUGAAGAUGAAACAAAAAUACUGUAUAAUGUAGAGAAGACAGAAUAUAGAACCUACUCAUUAGGUGAAGAAAACAGAGAAAGACAGGGAGCUCAGACGAUUCCAGACAGUAUUAAAAUCAACCUCACAGAGACUAAAACAGUUCAGAAGAAUGAUAAUUAUGAAACUGUUCAGAGGGAGAAAAUAUUGUAUCAGGGUGAGAAUGCUGCUAAUUCAGAUGCUAUUGUCUCCUCUCGGCUUUAUCAAGAAGCAAGAUCUUUCCAGCUUGAGCAAGAAUCUUCAAAUGGUAUUGUUAGUCGAGAGCAUUCCAUAGAUCGGCAAUCUGUUGAUUCGGACCAUAAAUCAUUCAUAAAAUCAAAUGAUAAACAUUCUAAGGAAUCUUUGCAACCUGUAACCGUUCUUCAUGAAACGACAAUAAAGGAUAUGCCUACAAAUGAAUUAGAUCCACAAAAUCUUUCCAAUGAUCUAAAAGAAAGUGAUAGUCACAUGGGAAUAUUGGAGGAGUAUGAUGAUAAUUCAUCUUUACAAUCUACCACAAUCAACAAAUGUGCUGAAGGUAGCAGUAGUACUACAGACACCACAGCUUCAACGACUAGCUCUUCAACUUCUUUUGCCGAAGAAAAAUCUAAUGCCUCCGGGAAUAUUAUGGGAAAUGUUGCAGUAGAUUUCAUAGCAAAUGGUCAUAGGACAUUGCUUUUACCAGUAACUUCUUCUUACUUACAGGCAGAGCAAGAAACUAACUUGGCAAAUAAUCAAGAUGAAUCCAAUGAAGAGCCUGACAAAAAUGUUCAAACAUCAGGAUUAAUGACACAACAUAUAAAUAAGACAGACACAACCUUACAAAGAAACUUUGACCUGUGUCAGCUUGCUAUUGAAAUAAAAUCAAGCCCAGAAGAAUCUGUCUUCAAACGUGCACAUGGAAUAGACAACGAGCAGAUAACUGCGAUAGAUGAAGAAUUCUACUCAUCACCUUCUUUUGAAUAUGAAAGUAGUUCAUCCAAGUCUAUUGGAGAAGCAGGAACAAAUACCGCUGAAGGGCACUCAUCUGAAAAUGAAAAUAAGGGAAAAUCCAAACAUUUUAGGCAAAGAGAUGAUGAAACAGAUGAAACAUCUUCAGUUAACUCUAGCCUUUCAAAAGAGCUAAUAUUUUCAGAAGUAACAACUCAAGAUAGACAGGAAGUAACUGCCGUUUCCAUUAACAGUGAUUCAGAAGAUCAAGAUGAAACAGAUUUUGAUGAUGGUUACUCCUCGAUUAAUACAUCAGGGCAGAGGUCAGGCUCCAUGAUUUAUCAUCCAGAUAUAGGACAAUUCUUAGUUGCGUCUGCAAAUGCAAUGGCGGAAGACUCAUGGACUAUUACUUAUCCUCAAGAGAGUAAGCAUUCUAAUGAACAAAGCAAUACGACCAAAACACAAAAAUCAGCAAUACAUCAAGAUGAUAGAAGGGACUCUGAUAAUAAUAUUAUAACCCAGCCUCUUAAUAUUUCACCAGAUGCUGUCACAAUCCAAUCAGGUCAUGAGCCACCCAGCAAAGACGCAAAUGUCCAUUCUGUAUCUUAUGUUGAAGAACAUACAAAUAAUACAGUUGUAGGACUUCAGCAAAGAAAAUACCAUGAUCAAGAUGUUAUUGCCUCACAAACUAAUGAAUGGAAUAAAGAUUCAUUUUCCAACAAAACAGAUGUUGAGAAGGCACAAAGCAAAGAUCUAAAUGUCCAUUCUGAAUCCUUUGUUGAAGCCCACACAGAUAAUACAGUUGAAGGAUAUCAAAAAACAAAUUACCAUGUUGAGAUGACAAACAGUGACCAAGAUAAGACAGACAAAUACUUGAUUACACAGCAGUCUUCAUCCAGUGCAUCUGGCAGUGGUUAUUAUCGUGAAAAUGCUGAAGUAGAAGGGGCAAACAAUUUAGUCACCGAAAGAAAAUUACAAUACAAGAUAGCUUUGAAAUUUACUGACACUAACAUUGACCAAAGUAGUGAAAGAGCUUCUGUAUCAAUGUACCAUGACCAACCGGAUAUUCUGAGUGAAGGAAAUGCACCUAAUAUUGACUGUAAUCAAAUAAUAGAUGAUGAUCACACCAUUCAAACUAACCAACUGCCCUCUAAGAAGGAUUCAAAUCUAAUCUCAAAACAAGCUAAGAUUGUUUAUGGUAAUGAACAGAGUGUUGAAGAAGCCAGUUUUGUGAAUGAAACAAUGGAAGAGUAUAUGCAUACUGUCAACAGUACUGAAAGUCAAAUACCAUCAGAUGUUCAUGCUCAUGAAUAUGAUACCUCCCAUAUACAUGUUGAACCAGUCAAUGCUGACAUUAAUGUAGAGUCUACUAAUGAUGAACCGUACAUGCAAAUCUCUAGAUCAGCAACAAAUACAGAUAGUCAGUGCUCAGAUGUUGAAGUAGAAAACAGCUUUAUGAUAAAUAGAAGAAGUCUUAUUCAGUCUGAACGUAAACCAAGUUUGGUAUUUGACUCUACAACAGAUAUUACACAAAAUCAAAGGAAGAACUCCAGAACUUAUCUUUCAUCCACUGCAGUAACACAUCCUUCACUGGCUGUUAAUACAGAUGUUGAUGAAGAAGAAACAAUCAGUGGGCACAGUAUUAAGACUACCCAUUAUACUUUCAUUAAUCCUGGAAAACAGACAUCAUCUUUUGUAUCUUCUGUGGAUGUUGAAGAAGGAAACAAGUCGAAAAAUGAAACAGAUAUUCCAGAUAUUGGUUCUACUGAAUUACAUUCUCCACAAGAAGCUUUGAAGAUGACACAAACAUUUUUGAACUCUGGAUCAGUUUUAAGUAAACAUAAGGAAAUGUCAAGUUUGAUCGCUCAACAUAAUUCAUCAGACCUUUUUUCGAAACUACAAACUUCACAUAUUUCAAAAGCCUUUACCAAUUCAUACCAAAAAGAUGAAUUAGAAAGUAACACCAACCGUCCAGUAAGCACAGCAACCAUAUUAAUCCCAGGACAAGAUGAAAACCAUUUUAGUGCCACACAAAAUGUAUUGGCAGUUGGUCAAGCAUUUCUGAAUAUGGAUGAAAAAAAUAAAAUGAAGACAAAUCAAACUGAUAUCUUACUAAAUGAGAUGGAACAUGGGUCACAGUUUUCUUAUACGCAUAAACCUGUUUUCGAAAAUCAAAAGAUAAUAGAAUUUUUCCCUCCAGUGGUGAACAAAGUUCAGGAAGCAGAAGUUAAAUGUGUUGAAAGUACCUCUUCAUCAAUAUUCGCCAAAGACAGCAUUUUGUUUGAGCUUGAUCCAAAGAAUCUUCAAAGUGGCAGGAAUCAUCAUACCGAGUCUGAUCAAUCAGGUACAGAGCUGGAAGAUUCUGGAUUCCAUACUCUUACAACUACUGACAGCAGCUUAUCUCCUGAUUCUGAAGAACACAGAUCACCAAGACGAACACCAUCCUACCGAUUGCCAUUUAACGAGGAAAGCAAUUCGAGAAAUAGUACUGUAACAACUAUCCAUGAAAUUAAGGAAGAGAAAAUUAAUUUUACUCAUCCUGAAGAACAAUCUCUAAAUUUUAGAUCGGAUGUAUACUCUGAAUAUUCUUACAAGACAAAAGAGAAACAAUUAAUUUCAAAUAACCAAAUUUCCACUACAGUAAAGUCAGUUACCGAGAAUGAUGAUACCAGAUUGCUGUAUGAAGACUCUCAGGAAAGUCACAGAGAAACAGAUGCACAGUCCACCCAAGAAUACCAGUCUCAUCAAUAUGUUGACAGUGUUAGUACCACUAUUCAGGAGAAACAACAUAGACAGUUUAGUGAAAAUACAUAUUCACAAUCUUUGAGAAAUAGUGAAAGUAAUAAUCUGCAUUCCAGUGAUGAAAUAUAUUUGACACCAGAAGAACACAAUCGAAGUGGUAGUAGCUCUUCAUCAUUUAAAACACCACAAGAAUCACCAAGACAGAAUCAUUAUUCUCACAUUACUGUAUCUAAUACUGAGUUUCGGGGACCAACUUAUUCAGAAAGUUUACCUAUAACAUCAUCAAAAUUUCGUAGUUCCAAUGACAAAGACGUUUCUGAAAAUGUUGAUAAUUUGAAAUGGGAACUUGCCCGAAGAAUAGCUAAACUGCAAAGUAGAGUACGCAGUUUGAGUGAUUCUGCAAUUAGUUCCGAUUUCACUGAUCAAGAAGCAUCCAUAAAUCUUAGGAACACCUUCAACAGACAGUCCUCAAGAUCAUCUGGCCGUGGCUCUGGAUUGAUGAAUACGCAAUCGGUUGAACAAUCCCUGCAAGAAAUCAGUACAUUUUUUGUUAAUAUGCCACCACACAGCUCUUCCUUAUUAUAUACAGGCUUCUGCAGUGAUAUACCAAAUAAAUUAGCUAAUGUUGUAAUGGGUGACCAUUCCUUAACUUCAAGUCCAUCUACUAACAACUUGGCUUCCUUAUUGAACACACAUUCUUUUUCAAGAUUACAAGGACGAAAAUGGAGAUCUUUUGGGGAACUCUCUGAAUUAUCAGGAGCAGAAGUGCUUAGAUUAUUUAAAGAGGAUUUUGAGGCAUCCCAAAAUCGAAUUUCGUUGUCUCAUCAUGAUAAAAACGUUCCCAUUCCCGUCACUGAUUUGGAUGCUGACUCAGAUGUAGAAGAAAAUUUGUACCAGUUCACUGAAGAAGAAAGGUAUAUUUCAUGGACAGAUGUUCAAUAUAGUGUGACUGAAGAUUCUAGUCUUGAUAAUGUUGAUUCUUCAAGUAAAAGAGAACAAAUAAAUGAACAAAAAAUUAAAGUACCGUUAGAUGAAUCUCCUGAAAAUCUUGAUUUUUAUUUGGGUAACAUAGCUAAUAUCCAGGAUGAAUCAAGUGAUGUGAACCAUGCAAAGAGAAGAUCUUUAGAUAGAGGAGUCAACUGUUUGCCCGAAGAUUUAUUUGAUGAAAGUAAACGCUAUCUUCGACAGAAAUCUCCAUCCAUGUCUGAGCUAGAGAAUAGCGAACCUGUUGUAAAAGAUUUUGAGAAAGCACAUUCAACAGGAUGUGUUGAUAUGCUUGAUAGUCCUGUAAACUCCUCUGCUUCUUCUAAUGAUAGCAUAACUUUUGUUUUUGUUGGAAAUUCAGAAGAAAAAACAGACAGAACACACUCUAACCCAAAUGUAUCCCGGCCAUCAUCCAAUACUUCCUCUGGUAGAAGGGGAAAGUCUGAAGGUCAACUUGCAUUAAUAUGUCCAAACAUAAAGGAGAAGGUGUUAUUUCCAAAGCGUAUGCAAAAGGCUGAUCUGUCUAUAGGAAAUAGGGCUGUAUCUACCAAUAAUUUAUCUGAACGUCUUUCUGAAGAAUUGAGAAGAUCAUAUUCAACAAGUUUACUUGAUGUAGUGACUGUAGAAGAACCUGACAUUGAACCAUUCCCUCCUUCUGGUAAUGGUGAAGAAAGCAUUGACGGUAGAACAUCAGAAAUAGUAACUGUGAAAUCAAACAAUAUACAAGCAAGCCAAGCUGUUACUAAAAAACAAAUCUUAAGGACUUUUAGUAGUCAAUUUGGUCCAUCUUGUGUAUCUUCUACUGGCCAGGUACAUUCAGAAACAACUGGCAAAGUUCCAAAGCAUACAACAUGUUACAUUAAAUCAACAGGAAUGGAAACUAAGAGAGAUGAUAAUGUUAGUAUUUCAGAUAUUAGACAACAAACAACAUUUUCUAACCAGAAAGCUCCAAAGGUUACCCUUGUUAAUAGUGCUACUCAGAUUGAUGAUCAUCCCAGCGAAAAUAUCUCUUCACACAUCUGCCAAGAAUGGCAGAGUUACCAAGAUGAUAUUUUUUCUGUUGAUCUGUCGGAUGAAUCUGGUUUCCUGACUGAUCUCAACUCAGUUCCAUCCUCUGCACGGGACACACCUCAGUCCUGUCAGUCAAGCAUAAGACAUUUUUCAGGAAAUACACAAGAGGAUAUGUUUACAGCAUUUGGAAGUUUAAGGGGAACGGUAACCACACUUGUGAGUAGCUAUACUCAAACAGAAAAAGAGAGCAGAGAUAUUGGUCAAGGAGUAAACUUAAAUCAUUCAAACUCAGAAACCCAGACUACUCCUCCUUUAUCCCCUGAACUCAGGAGGAGACAUUCUUCACGUACAACCGAAGUCCAGACAGAAAGGGAUAAUUUGAACCAAAACACACAAGAAGGUCCGUCAAACACUAUGAUAUUGGCCGAGAUUGUUGAUUUAAAGAAAGAACACAAUAAAAUGAUGGAGUUGUUGGGAAGAUCACGGGAUAGACCAUCAAGACUGGAAAUCUUAAAUUCUUUGAAAUCCCCGACAUCUGAUUCAUCUGGCAGUAUUUCCCCAAUAACAGUUAUAGAUAAAUUAUCAUCUUCAACUCGAGGACUAUCGCCAAGCCAUACAACAGCUUUGAGUUCCAAUUUAAUUGAUGAUGAAUCACAAACUGAAAUUAGACUGAAUGAUUCAAUUGAUAGGUUACAUACACAUGGAAGAAGUUAUGCUUUACUAGAUUCUAGUAGAAAUGAUAAUAAUUCCCAGAGAAGCUUUAACUCCUAUUCUGAGUCACAUAGUACCAUUAACUCUUAUUCUGAGUUAGCAAGUACUCGGAAUCAGAGAGAUGAAAUUGGAUGUUUGGAUUAUUCGGAUACAUUUGAAGAUCAAAGUGGAUCAUCCAGCAGUAGAUCUCAAGGUAGAAAUUCAAAUGAUUCACUUGUUUAUGUUCCAAUUGGAACAGGUAACAGACGAUAUUUUGUAACAACUGCUAUUGAAGCUGCAGACUCCUUAGAAAAUCUUGAAGAUUUUUCCCAGACGAAAGUAAAAUAUAAUGCAGAAAAAAGCCAGUCUGGAGACAAGACUGCGGAUACAGGAUGCUUACAAGAUCAUCUGGAUAUGCUUCAACAAGAGCGAGUGGAAAUAAUAGAUUUACUAAACCUAAACUAUUUACCAGCCAGUUUAACUGUAGAACUUCUUGAAGCUAAAUUGAAUCACUGUAUUGGCCAAACGGAUGCUUUACUGCAAUCUCUAGAAGACACCUGGAAUGAUGAAGAAAUAUUAUCUAGACCAGUUCCUCCAGUUCAAAAGAUCACAGAAAUAUCAAAAGAAUACAUUAAUAAGUAUCGUUCCGAACUUAGACAAUCAAAGAGGGACUACACAGUGUUCAAGGAAGAGAUGGAGAGGAAAGCAUCAAAAGGAAGGGGAAGGAGAAAGUCAAGAACAAGUGAUUUAAUUAGGAUGACUCGUAAAUCCCAAAUCGAUGCUUUUAAAUUGGAGAGAAUGCGUGAACAACAAUUGUAUGAGAGAACGAGAAGUGCAAGCCCAUUAAUAACACCUCCUGCCUCACCAGCAAGGACACCUUCAACAUUUGAACCCAGCUAUCUCACCCCUAAACAGAGGAUAGGUCAUCUAGUCAGUUUACGAAAAAAUAUAGUUGAGUCAUCAGAAGAUGAAAUGAGUGAACUACGACAUGGUUCUUAUUCGCCACAUUAUGCCGACAGAUCUUACAGUCCUGAUUAUUAUGCAACAUACAGUCCCUCUCGAAGAUCCUCUAGUUUAGGUUACAGUCAAUCACACCAUAGUCCCCAACCACCUUUUUCGAUGUAUAGUCCAGAUGUAAGUUUAACACUGAAUCUGUCGAACUCUCCACCACCUGGUCUAAGGACGUCUUCUAGAGAUAGAUCAUCUGUUACUAAUAGGUCUGAACAUGGCAACAGAAGUCAGGAUACAUCAGCCUAUAUAAGUUUACCCUAUCACCAGUACAUGACCGAGGGUCUUGAUCCAUCAAGGCUGCUUCAGGAGUCUGCUGAUGUCAGAAAUCGUAAUCUCCUUGAAAUAUCUAGAGCACAUUCCUCACUGCAACAGACAAAGAGUCAUUACACAACUUCAUCUCCACUUCGAACAGCUAGCCCUAGUGUUAAACAUUCAAGAUCUGUACGAGAAUAUUCACCAGUAACGCCAAAUCAUGGUAUCUCUAAAGAUGACAUAGAUAAAGAUAUUGAAAACCUGAAGCACAUUCAAAAGACAACUGCAUUUGGGAAUUCUUACUCAGAGAGGAGUGUCUCACCUUCAACAUCAGAUAUCAGUUCUAUUUCCACUCCUUCUUAUGCGGCUUAUGCUAAAGAUGUUUUAGCCAGAAGUGAACGGUCUAUAACUAAUACAACCCGUAGUAAUAAAUUCCCUGUCAGCUAUACAGAGAGAGAUUCAUCACCUUCUUCUAUUUAUUCUGCUGAUUUAGAUUCGUUACCAGAAUCUACAUCAACUCCGCGAGACAAUAUGAGACCAAUUAAUUCUCAAGACAUCAGAACCCGCAUUGCACGUAGAAAAAUGACAGAAAAGAAGAAGAGAUCAACAGAUAGAAAAUAAGGAGAAAUCCCAUUGUCAUUAGUAGAAUUUUCUUUGGGUGAAUGACCACUAUUAAUUUGGAAACAUAGCCUUUGGUUCGGUUCAGUCAGCGAUAAAGGUGAUCUAAUGUUUGAUAUUAUAAGGUCUGUUAUGUUCCUUCUGCCCUGCAUUAUUAGACUUUGAAAUACAAAUGUGACAACAAUUAUUUCAAUCGUACAUUGUUUAUAAAAGACAGUGCUCGUGUGAUGAUUUCAUUUCAUGGUUAACUUGUUUAAAGGACUCGUAACAAGACAUUGCGUAAUAUAUUGUCAACAAUUGGUUAUUAUAAAGUUAGUUUAAAUUCCCUUUGUUUCCGUCCGAAGGGCUCAAACAUCUUGCGUAAGGUGGAUAACUCUUACAAGCGUUUGGUUUUCUGAACAAACUAACUUUGUUUAUAUAUAAAACAUUUGAGAUAAAAAUGAUUUUGUUAUCUAUAAAGAUUUAUUAUAAGUAUAUUUAUAAAAUACAAAUGUGUUAUAUAUUCUGGAUCGACGGAUUACACAAUUUGUGUGUUAGACGAACGUUUGUAGUUUGGAAGAGAUGGGAAUAUAUUCAAAAUAAUUUCAUAUUAUUGUUAUUUUAUUAAAUAAUUAUAAUUUAUAAGAAACAAGAUUUUAGAUUAUACAAUCAAAUGUAAGCAUUGCUGUGAUAGAUUGUUCAUGCGAUAUUUAACGUCCAUUGUGCCAAAUUGGGUUUUAUUAAAUGAAAUUUUAAUUGCACAUAAUGAUUUCAUCUCAUUCAAACAUACUGUACAUGUAUUUAUUAAAGCCUAAUGCAAAUAAAGGCGUAUUCAUAUAAUCAUUAUCUAUUUCAUAUUGUAAAUAUAAAGAGUUAAUAAAUUUCAAGUUAAAUUAACUUAUUUUUGAUCACAUUUAGUCAUUCAUUUACAUUAUGUAUGUAUAAUUUUCAUAUAAGGCCUCCGUAUUAUUUUAGUGCAUUGCAUUAAUAGGGCCAACAUACUGGUGAAAACUUUCCGUCCCUUAUUCUUGAAAGUAUUCUUUUUAUUCCAUAGAGUUUAUUCAUCAGGGUCGUAUUAUUUAAUUAUGUCCUUGACUAAAUGUAUAUAAAAAUUUGUCUUUUUUUUUUUUAAUUUCAAGCAUAGACAUAGAACUGGACUACAUGUACCUAUGUUGUUUUUUUAUUUUACUUUUAUUUUUAUGCAUUGACAUAGAUCUGUGGUCCUAUAAGAAUUUUGUUAAAGUUUGUGUAAAUUUAAAGAAACUUGUCUCAAUAUAUUUAUUGUAAUAUAACUGGUAUUAUAGAAUAGUCUUUUGUAAAUCAUCAUUAUUUUAUCAUAUUUGUAUUAUAAAAAUACUAAAUUAUAUUAGAAUACAUUUAUUUUCAUUGAAA